Parathielavia appendiculata is the source of this 1850-nucleotide messenger RNA. RefSeq lists its product as uncharacterized. The record is from RefSeq and is a predicted model, not a curated record. The transcript is spliced from 2 exons. NCBI's taxonomy places the organism in Eukaryota, Fungi, Ascomycota, Sordariomycetes, Sordariales, Chaetomiaceae. The coding region runs from base 276 to 1808 and encodes 510 amino acids.
UGGGGUAAGCGGAAACAAAAACUCCAAAAAAAGUUCAAGUUGAUUUUUGACGAUGAUGUUGACCAGUACUCGUACGUUGGGCGGGAUAUUGUAACUCGGGACUCAUAGUUGCAUUAUCAGUGCAUUCUGAGUGUUGAGCUCGUCUCCCCGGCUUCAGAGAAAAUUAUAUUCUUCACCUCGCUCCAGUUUUUAUUGUCAUUUUAUUGCCAUUUUCUCUUCACCAUUGUCACUUUCACACAAACUCUUAUUUAACCCAGUUCCCUAUUCACAGCAACAUGACUAGAAACAGUAGCAGCGCUAGUGCAUCUGGCACUGUGCGGCCAGCAGUUCCAGGGUAUAAAGCACGAUCAACCGCUUCUGCAGCAAAGGCUUUCCAGCUGUUCCUCAGACACCGCCGGUGUGCUCUUCGAAACUCGGCUUCUUCAUCAGAGAAGGAUUCCAACAUCGCCAGCUUUGAGAAAUCACUUGCGUUUUCAGUCUGCCAAUCCACACUCAGCAACGGCCUUCUUACAUGUCUACCCCCGAGAGUCGAACCCAGCGACAUCACCUCGACACUACCCCUUCACCGUCACCUCACCAGUUCGGCAGCCGUUAGCAAGCUUGCAAAGCUCUACAAGCGUUAUCGGAAUAUUGAGCGUGCCGUCGCAUUAUUUCUGCUCCGGAGACAGCUGUGGAGGAGAACAAGAAGGCCAACCUUCAGGAGGGACUUCAUCGAGAAUUUGCGUCGCAUCCAGGCCGACGAGCACUCUUCGGACGAGGAAACCGGUCUCAUUCUCACCUCUGUCACGACCAGAGCCCCCCGUCGCCCUCCGUCGUCCUCCAGCGCGACCACAGUCAACAUCUCCUCACAGUCGGAUGUGGCCACGAAGCGGAAGCAUGACCCCGUCGCUCAGCCCACCGCCGAGCCUUCCCCCGCAGCGAAAAAGGCCAAACUCCAGACCCCUUCGCCCGCCGUUAACGCCAAGGGGGCGCUGAACGGCACGAAUGAAAAGCUUGGCAUCUUGGAGGCAAACGGCAGCGAGACGUACCUCAAGAGACGGGUCUCGGAGAGCGACAAAGAGGCCGUAGCCGACCGACCGGACCGCAACGCCAAAGCACCGUUCCCGAUACCUCUCGGCAGCCAAUCUACGGGGCCACCAAUGCGCGCCGAGAGGGCCGAGACGUCGUCGUCCUCGAGGAUUUCACCGGCCGACCCGGUCCGCGCCUCGCCCGCCCAGUCAAACCCCGCCGGCGGACCCAAGCGGAUGAAGGAGCUCUUUGAGCGCCGCGUCCACGAGAUGCUGACCGACCCGCUCGGCUUCGACGACUGCGUCCGCGACAGCGCCCGCCCGACGCCGCGCCGUGUUGUGAGGGAAUUUGCGCGGUACCGCGGCAGCCAGACGCAGCCGCCGCCCCCGCUCGUCAUGAGCGGCGCGCUGAGGCCCAUGGCCGAGGUUGCAAAGGCGAAGAUGGCAUACGGCAGCGGCAGCGGCAGCGGCGGCGGCGGCAGCAAGAGCAAGUCCGGCCUGGUUACUAAUGGGAGUGGUGGGAGCCUGUUGGCGAGGGAGGCUCAGAAGCGGGCGCAUCGGCAGAAGCUGGAGGGCCGGGUUCAGGAUUUUAAGGGAAAAGGGAGGGCUAUGUCGCCGGAGAGGGACGGGAAGCUUGAUGGGGGGUUAGUGAACGGCGGCAAGCAGGCGGAAAGGGGAAAGGGGAAGAGGGGUCGUACCAAGGAGAGAACUUGGUUGACUAACGCUCGGCAGAAGGCUGGUGGUGGUGUACAGCAGGGUGGCCAACAUAGUAUAGCCAAGAAAUACACCAAGUCAUCUUAGUGUCUGAGGUCUCUGGCCUGGAUGACAAACCCCACUUGUUAC